CAGUUCAUCUACAGUACUCUGAGUGACCUGACAAGCCACCACCACCACCAUGGGCAAGAUCAUCUUCUACGAGGACAGAAAUUUCCAGGGUCGCCACUAUGAGUGCAUGAGCGACUGUGCUGACAUGUCCUCCUACCUGAGCAGGUGUCACUCUUGCAGGGUGGAGAGCGGCUGCUUCAUGGUCUAUGACCGCCCCAACUACAUGGGAAACCAGUACUUCAUGAGGAGAGGCGAGUACGCUGACUACAUGAGCAUGAUGGGCUGGAGUGGUGGAAUCAGGUCUUGCCGUAUGAUCCCUUCGUACAGGGGAUCCUACAGGAUGAGGAUUUACGAGAGGGAGAACUUCGGUGGUCAGAUGUAUGAGAUGAUGGACGACUGUGACUCCAUCAUGGACCGCUAUCGCAUGUCUGACUGCAUGUCCUGCCAUGUGAUGGAUGGCCAUUGGCUGAUGUACGAGCAGCCUCACUACAGAGGCAGGAUGAUGUACAUGAGGCCUGGAGAGUACAGGAGCUUCAGGGAGAUGGGAUAUGGAGGCACAAGAUUCAUGAGCAUGAGGAGGAUCAUGGACAUGUGCUAAUUGUACAAUUUUAACUUCAUAAAAUAAAUUAAAUGGUACACAUUUA
Xiphophorus couchianus (Monterrey platyfish) is the source of this 623-nucleotide messenger RNA. Its product is annotated as gamma-crystallin M3-like. Gene Ontology annotation, molecular function: structural constituent of eye lens. NCBI's taxonomy places the organism in Eukaryota, Metazoa, Chordata, Actinopteri, Cyprinodontiformes, Poeciliidae. The record is from RefSeq and is a predicted model, not a curated record. The transcript has 3 exons. Gene Ontology annotation, biological process: visual perception; lens development in camera-type eye. The coding region runs from base 50 to 577 and encodes 175 amino acids.